CAGACAGACCUCGUCAGUCCACAUAACAACACAUGCGAGCUGCAAGACUGGUUGAGAGGCAGGAGGGGAGACUGUGGCACUAAGCAUAACUCGAGAGAACUGGUCACUUGAACACUCAUAAGUACGGAAGACUUUUUACUCGCAGCAUCAGUCAACUGUUUCCAUAAUACGUGACGUCACACAAAAUUUGACAUGUCUAACGACGAGCAGCUUGCGGUGACGUCAGUGCACCUGUACCCCCUGGAGAACGCUAAGCUUCACCACACGGACAAGUUUGAAGUGCUUCAUCGAGACAAUCCGACAGUGAUACUAAGACGGGGCCAGUCCUUCCACGUGGUUGUCGGAUUCUCAGGCCGUACUUACGAUCCCAAUAAGGACUUCGUCCAACUGGUUUUCGCUUAUGGGGUUCGUCCCAACAUCAUCAAAGGCACAAAAGCUGUGUGCACUGUCAGUGACAAGGGAAGAGAAGAUGAUAAUAUAUGGCACGCGAGGAUUGUGGGCAAGGACGAAAGCUCGAUGAAUGUGGAGGUUUAUACCCCACCCGACAUACCAGUUGGACUUUGGAAGUUUUCUAUCGAGUCGAAACCAAAGGAUAACUCAAAAAGUCUGCCUAAAGUCUUCAUCUAUGCUGAUAAACUUUACCUGCUCUUCAAUCCGUGGGCAAAAUAUGACCAGGUAUUCAUGAGUGACGAGCGCUUACUGGACGAGUAUGUUCUCAACGACAUUGGCAAGAUUUGGGUGGGGCCUCACGGGUCCGCCAGGGGCCGCGAGUGGAUAUUCGGUCAGUUCGAUGCCGUGGUGCUGCCUGCUGUGGACCUGAUGAUGAGUCGAAGUGGCCUUUCCCCUGUGAACCGCGGCAACCCCAUCUACGUAACACGUGCCAUAUCCAAGAUGGUGAACUCGAAUGAUGACCUGGGAGUGCUGCUAGGGAGAUGGAACGGGCAAUAUGAAGACGGCACGGCACCGGCCGCCUGGACAGGAUCAGUGCCAAUCCUGGAGGAAUAUCUCGACUCUGGUAGUGAGGUCAAAUACGGGCAAUGCUGGGUGUUUGCUGGAGUUGUUGCCACAAUGUGUCGUGCUUUGGGCAUCCCUUGCCGUGUUGUGUCGAACCUUGUAUCUGCCCACGACGCCAACGCAUCCCUUACCAUAGACCGAUACUACACAGCCGACAUGGAAAUGAUGGAUUACGACCCCACAAACCCCGAUGGUGACGAUUCCAUUUGGAACUAUCACGUCUGGAACGACGUGUGGAUGGCUCGCCCAGACUUGCCCAAAGGGUACGGAGGGUGGCAAGCAAUCGACGCCACCCCUCAAGAAACAAGUGACGGGGUGUACCAGUGCGGCCCAGCUUCUGUUGAAGCCAUCAAAUGUGGCGCGGUUGGUUUCAAUUACGACGUGUCCUUCUUGCUGUCAACGGUGAAUGCUGACUUGGUGAGGUGGAAGGAAGACAGCAACAGUGAAUUCAACUACUCCAAGAUCGAUUCAAACAAAUACCACAUUGGGCGAAUGAUCUUGACAAAGAAGCCAUGGAUAUAUGAUCCUAAUGGAGACAGAGACAGAGAUGAUAUUACAGACGAAUACAAGAACAAGGAAGGAACAAAAGCUGAACGCCUGACUUUGCUGAACGGAGUUCGAGCCUCAGAGAGAGCCAAGAGGUACUAUAUGAUACCGGAGAAAUCAAGAGAGGAUAUUGAUUUCGAACUUGUGAACCUGGAUGAAGUGAAACUCGGUGAAGGCUUCAGUAUUACCGUUAAUAUUCAUAAUAAGUCAGAGAAAGCAAGGACAGUUGAGGCAGUGCUCUCGGCUGCAAGCAUAUACUACACUGGGAUAAAGGCGCAUGUCAUCAAAAAAGCCACGGGCGACUUCAAGGUGGCUCCUAGGGCCAAGGAGAUGCUUCGCCUGAAUGUGAAGCCGGAGGAGUACCUUGACAAGCUGGUGGAGUACUGCAACAUGAAGAUCUACGCUAUAGCCACUGUUGUGGACACGAACGAAACGUGGGGCGAGGAGGACGACUUCCAGAUCCUGAAACCAAACCUCGACAUAAAGGUAGCUGAAAACCCCGUGGUGGGUAAGCCGUGCGCUGUGAAAUUCAGCUUCAAGAAUCCGCUCAAGAAAGUCUUGACGGGUUGCCUAUUCCAGUACGCAGGCCCAGGGCUCGCAAGAAACACUUCGAUACCUUACAGGAAUGUCCAGCCAGAGGAAGACGUGAAGGUUGAACACGGUUUCACGCCUCAGAGAGCUGGCAGACAGAAAUUGGUGGGCACAUUCUCGUCAAAGGAGCUGGUAGACAUCACGGGAUCAGCUGAGAUCGAAGUGUUCGAAGAUGAAGAAUAGCUCAAGCUAUCACACAGUCAAACAACGUCCACACUUUUUGACAGAGUUCUAAUUGUCAAUUUAAUGCUUUUAUAAGCUCUGUCGGUAGGCUUUCAGCAUUGUAAAUUUUCCCGUAAAGUUCCACAAUAGGAAGCUUUCUGCCAUCACACUUACGAAACUACCCUCAAAUUAUGAUGACGUAAUUAGUGUUACAUCCUUGCUCUUUACCUUCGUAGACAAUCUCUUCUAGUAGUUCUCUUAUCGGAACAAUAGAUGGCAGAAGUUACUACUCGUAUGUCUUACCACACAAAAGUAACUUUUCUUUUAUUUUCACGAGAUUUAAUCCAUAGCUGACAGGAGUGAGGUUGGAAAUAAAAAAAGAUUUUUGUUGUGUUGUAUUUUACUGUAUUGUGUUGUGUUGUGUUGUGUUGUAUUGUAUUGACAUGAGAAUGGAACAACUUUCAGACGCCCCAAGUAUCAGACCACUGUUGGUCCAUUGUCCACCCCACAAUGUUCUUUCUGGAUCUUUAAGAGACUUGAGAGACAAACACUACAGAAAAAUAGAAAGGGAAAUGGUUAAUAUGAUUUUACAUUUUGGAAACAGAUUACUUAUCUGAAUAUACUGUGGCCCCCUCGAAUAUAAUAUUCAACAAUAUUCCGAAAGAUAAAAAAAAAUUUCUUCAGAACAAUGUCCACAAAAUUUAUUUCAAAUCCAGUUAUUUGUUUAUAUCUAUUAUUAUUCUGAAGGUGGCGUGAAACUGAGUCCCUUGUUAUUGAGACGUUAACUGUUCACUUUACCAGUCCCAGAUAACAGAUUAGAUAAAUGGAGCAUUUGAUGGAAUUAGAGCCACAGGGAAAACAAGAGAGAAAUCUUGUCCAAGUGCUAAUUCGUCUACCACAAAUACCAAAUUAACUAACCUGGGACUGACCCCGAGUCACAGCCGCAGUUAGAAAUCAUGACAUUUCCUCAUGUUAAACCAUUAAUAUUUAUUUAUUUUUCAAUGCAUAACAAAACGUUGUUUGUCUGAAGAUUGUCAGUUCGGAGAGCACUAUAUAUCGUGUCAACUCCGGUUCUCCCCCCCCCCAACAUUCAAUAUAACGGACCCUGAAAGAAGCGCAGUCAAAACACAUCAUGUUGCCUUGAGUACUGUUAAUAAAUUAUAGGAUAAUUACUGUGGAGAAGUAGAUAACCUUUGACACGUGCCGAGUUUUUCUUUACGCUGCAACAUCUUCCUCUGUUGACUCGUUUCCAUAGUAACCAGUGAUACGCAAACAGUUUAAAAAUUAGAAACUAAAGAACCUAUUAUUUCAUUCGUGGACCAUAUAAAAAACUAAUGACAUUAAGUGCAAACACGACACAUGUUUCCAAACGAUGUUUCUCGUUCAUAACACGGAAUGGGUUAACAACAAUUAAAAUGAAGGCCUAUAUUUUGAUCUCCACGCGCUUCUUUGCUGCUUAAUUCAGAUUAUCAGCAAGCCUAGAAUACAGUUUCACCAACACAAUUAGACCCAGAAGAGGUUUUGUUUUAUUUUGUAUAAUUUUCUGAAUGAAUUUGUUUUUAAUGUAGAUAGAAAGCUGUAGUAUCAACUCACUACUGGAAGUCUCACAUAUUGUAUCAGUACCUGGUAAGAAAUUCUAAUAGCAUAUCAAGAAUGGCUCUUUACCAUGGAAUUAAUAAGUCUCUUAGUUGAUUAGUCAAUUAGUUAAUUGGUUAGUAUAUAGAUUUUCUUACAUGUUCCAUUUUGUCUUCCUUUCUGUUUAUAUAUAUAUAUAUAUCCGUUAUUAUGAAAUAACCUUAACACUCCUCCACGAAUUCUUAUAUAUCUUAGUUCCAGACUCGCGUGUAUUUUUACAUCAAUCUAUAACUACUAGUCUCAAUAAAUAGUCGCUAGUACUAUAUAGCUGUACACUGUUCUUUUGUUUAAAUUUAUAUUGUUUUACUCCCAGGAUUCUCAGUGUAAUGCAUGUAGUAUGUAUAAUCAGAUAUGCCUAAAAUAUGCAUUCAGUAAUUAUAUUCACUUCCUUUAUAGGCUAUUAUACAGAAUGUUCAAGGACACCAAGAGGAGGGUGGCAAGCAAGGAAGCGCCCCCUCCCCAUGGAGCUCUGAGAAAUAAAACUCAAAAUUGAAAAGAAAGAAAUAUUCCAGAUGUUAAUAACAAGAUUUGAAGUAGUUUAUAAAAAUGUUUUUCUACGUUACAAAUGUUAAUAGAUCAAUGGAAAUAUUAGCAAUGCCUAAAACAUAA
This is a messenger RNA of Cryptotermes secundus, 4557 nucleotides long. Its product is annotated as hemocyte protein-glutamine gamma-glutamyltransferase. The record is from RefSeq and is a predicted model, not a curated record. Lineage: Eukaryota; Metazoa; Arthropoda; Insecta; Blattodea; Kalotermitidae. Gene Ontology annotation, molecular function: protein-glutamine gamma-glutamyltransferase activity. The coding region runs from base 193 to 2334 and encodes 713 amino acids. Gene Ontology annotation, biological process: peptide cross-linking. The transcript has 14 exons.